Messenger RNA from Dendrobium catenatum, 1912 nucleotides. RefSeq names its product serine/threonine-protein kinase PBS1. Gene Ontology annotation, biological process: protein phosphorylation. The transcript is spliced from 6 exons. Lineage: Eukaryota; Viridiplantae; Streptophyta; Magnoliopsida; Asparagales; Orchidaceae. The coding region runs from base 265 to 1665 and encodes 466 amino acids. The record is from RefSeq and is a predicted model, not a curated record. Gene Ontology annotation, molecular function: ATP binding; protein kinase activity.
CCUUUAUUAACUGAAUUGCUUAUAUACUGAAGCUCCGAAAGCCGAACAAUGGGCAGGGGCCGCGAAGUCUUUCUCACUCUCCACAGCAGCUGGAAUUUCUUCCAUUCCGUGCCUCUAGCGACAAAAUUACCAAAUCUUACCACUGAAAGCCACUGAAUUCCAUGGUUGCAGUUCAGUUCUCUGUGGUUGCCGGCAGAAUGUGAUCGGAGGGGUUGACAGAUCACAAGUUGUUCGCUUCACGGGGGUUCUGAUUUGUUUAAGGGGAUGGGAUGUUUCCCUUGCUUCGGUUCGGAGGAGGUAGUGACUUUUCAUCCCCGUGACGAGGGAGAUGUAAAGAAGGAAGAACGGCCUAUGGUAGCUCCCCGAAUAAAAACGUUGUCUUCUGGAUCUGAUAGGUUUAGGUCUCGAAGCAAUUUAGGGGCUAAAAAGGAGGCAUUGUCUCUUAAGGAUGGGUCUGGUGUGACUAUAUCAGCACAAACAUUUACAUUCAGGGAGCUUGCAGCUGCAACAAAGAAUUUUAGGCCUGCGUGCUUCUUGGGUGAAGGGGGGUUUGGUCGGGUUUAUAAAGGUCAUUUGGAGAGCACUGGACAGAUUGUAGCUGUAAAGCAACUGGACAAGGAUGGGCUACAAGGAAACAGAGAAUUCCUCGUGGAGGUCCUGAUGCUUAGUUUGUUACACCAUCCAAACCUUGUUAAUUUAAUUGGCUAUUGUGCUGAUGGAGAUCAACGGCUUCUUGUAUAUGAGUUUAUGCCACUAGGGUCUCUAGAAGAUCAUUUGCAUGAUCUCCAACCUGAUAAGGAGCCCCUGGAUUGGAAUACAAGAAUGAAAAUUGCAGCGGGUGCAGCAAAAGGAUUGGAGUACCUUCAUGAUAAAGCUAACCCUCCAGUCAUCUAUCGAGACUUCAAAUCUUCUAACAUAUUGCUGGAUGAGGGUUUUCAUCCAAAACUUUCUGAUUUUGGGCUUGCGAAGCUAGGUCCAGUUGGUGAUAAGUCUCAUGUUUCAACUAGGGUGAUGGGGACCUAUGGAUAUUGUGCUCCAGAGUAUGCUAUGACCGGGCAAUUGACGGUCAAAUCUGAUGUCUAUAGCUUUGGAGUUGUUUUAUUGGAGCUGAUUACUGGAAGAAAAUCCAUUGACAGCACCAGAGCACAUGGAGAACAAAAUCUUAUUCCUUGGGUCAUUCAUGUUAUCGGAAAUUUUAACAAAUUAAUGCAACCAAAGGCUCGACCGAUUUUCAAUGAUCCAAAAAAUCUCUCUAAGCUCGCCGAUCCUAGGCUCCAAGGCCGGUAUCCAAUGCGGGGGCUCUACCAAGCAGUAGCAGUAGCUUUCAUGUGCAUACAGGAAGAAGCAGCUGCUCGCCCGCUCAUUGCCGAUGUUGUAACUGCGCUAUCUUUUUUGGUAAACAAACCGUAUGAUCCCCAUACAUCAAGUCACCACUCUGAGGAGCGGCAAAGCCAAGGGCCAAGCGACGAGAAAAUGGAGCGAGAAAAUCAUGAGAAUGGGUGCAAGUGGGAUGGCUAUGUACUUGAAAAAGAUGAUUCUCCUAGCCAGAUUGCUAGCAUAUUGAAGAAGGAAUUUGACCGGGAUAGAGCCGUGUCUGAGGCCAUGAUGUGGGGAGCAAAUUGGAGGGAGAAGCAACGAGCCACCAACCAGGCAAACUUUGAUUGAUACAUUGAAUACUAAUGGAUAGAGAAAGCUAUAUUCUACUGCACCAAAAUCAGGAGGUUAGAUCAUAUGAAACUCUUCUGUCUUUUAUUUUAUGCGAAGGGGAUGGAGUGGGAAUGCAUAUUAGCAAAAAUUGGGGUAAGUGUUUGGAAGAGUGUAAUGGGAAUUUCUAUGUUGAGGAAAAAUAGAUGAUAUAUUUCCUUUUGACAAUUGAAAUUAAAAUGCAUCUUUUACUUGGUUUUUAAUAAUA